AUGAUAUUUCGCAGCAUUGUCUUACUUCUACUAGUCGUCUUGCUGAUCAGCACAAUCGGUGUUGAAGGCAGAGGACCAAGACGAGGUGGUGGUUUUCGUGGGCGGUCUCCUCGUCGAGGUCCAUUCGGAGGAGGAGGGCGCGGACAUGGACCUGGCCGUGGUUUUGGUCGCGGACCUGGUCGUGGAUUCGGGCAUGGACCUGGACACGGACAUGGACACGGAUUUGGUCAUGGACAUGGUGGUUUCGGUCACGGACAUCACCAUCACUUCGGAUAA
Molecule: messenger RNA, 276 nt
Organism: Cooperia oncophora
Lineage: Eukaryota; Metazoa; Nematoda; Chromadorea; Rhabditida; Trichostrongylidae
Source: the annotation of a GenBank genome assembly